This is a messenger RNA of Pieris rapae (cabbage white), 1033 nucleotides long. Its product is annotated as procathepsin L. Gene Ontology annotation, molecular function: cysteine-type endopeptidase activity. The record is from RefSeq and is a predicted model, not a curated record. Gene Ontology annotation, cellular component: lysosome. Lineage: Eukaryota; Metazoa; Arthropoda; Insecta; Lepidoptera; Pieridae. The coding region runs from base 30 to 1010 and encodes 326 amino acids. The transcript is spliced from 6 exons.
AAGCAAGGAAGCGCUUUCUAUUUUUAAUCAUGUUCGUUAUUUGUUUACUGUUUGUUAAUUUCUUACUCGUUGAGAGUACGUAUUAUGACCUCGCCGAUGCUGAGAGUCAUUUUGAUGAGUUUAUCAUCGCUCAUAAUAAGCAGUACGUUAAUGAACGGGAGAAGUUUACACGAUUCCUGAUUUUCUCUGAAAACCUUGAGGAAAUUAAUCGGAAGAAUGCAGAGAGUACUAACGCUGUUUAUGGUAUAACAAAGUUUGCUGAUUUGACUGACGAGGAGUUUCUCAUGUAUGCUACGGGGCUGACAGGCACGGGUGGCCCAAAAUGCCCGGAUUCAAUUAGCCAAGUCAACUCUUCAAUAAUAGCACCUGAAUCGUUUGACUGGAGGACGAAGAAAGUUGUCAGCCAGGUCAAGGAUCAGAGAGCAUGUGGUUCCUGUUGGGCCUUUUCAGCUACAGGUGCUGUCGAGAGUCAAUAUGCAAUAAAACACAAGAAAAUUGAAGAAGUAUCCGAACAGCAGCUGGUCGAUUGCGACAAGAGAUCUGGGGGAUGUUCUGGAACAAAUGCUUUAGAGAAUCCAAUCUUAUAUUAUAAGGAUAAUGGGGCAAUGGCAGAAAAAGACUAUCCAUACGAAUCACAAGACAGUACAUGUAGAUAUAAGAAGGAGAAAGUGAAGGUUACAGUAAAGGGAUGCAAAAAUGUGAAAGUCGAUACAGAUGAGGAAAAAUUAAAGAAUUUAUUACACGAACACGGCCCUUUAAUGAUGGCACUCGAUGCAGUGCCACUCGGUAAAUACAUAAACGGAAUCAUUAAAUCUUCAGACUGUAAGACUAACACUCUUAACCACGCUAUUCUGGUUGUUGGAUAUGGAACAGAAAAUGGUAUUCCGUACUGGAUCGUGAAAAACUCUUGGGGUCAAGGUUGGGGUGAAGACGGCUUUUUCCGAAUCGAAAGAGGCAUCAACUGCCUCAAUUUGAUGGUAGCCACUCCAGUACUGCCAAUCGUGGAUUGAUGUAUUAAAUUCAUUCAUUGAAA